This is a messenger RNA of Gadus chalcogrammus (walleye pollock), 9801 nucleotides long. RefSeq names its product GRAM domain containing 1Bb (gene gramd1bb). Gene Ontology annotation, cellular component: endoplasmic reticulum membrane; plasma membrane; endoplasmic reticulum-plasma membrane contact site. Gene Ontology annotation, molecular function: sterol binding; sterol transfer activity. The transcript has 24 exons. Gene Ontology annotation, biological process: intracellular sterol transport. Bases 1184 to 3934 code for a protein of 916 amino acids. NCBI's taxonomy places the organism in Eukaryota, Metazoa, Chordata, Actinopteri, Gadiformes, Gadidae. The record is from RefSeq and is a predicted model, not a curated record.
AAUGAGAUAGAGAGAGGGAUUGAGAGAGGUGUUGGAUCAGGCAGUGUCCUAGAGUGCAGGGGGUGAGUUGCAUUUGGCUGCAAGAUUCCCUGGUAUUUGAUUGGGAUUUGAAUGGGGAUCAGAGGGAGGAUUCCUUUGCUCGAGGAGCGGACGCCUCCUUUCUUCCCCCCACUGUAACGCAGGAGCACUUUGUUGUGGAAGCGAGGGCAGGGACGGCAGGAAGGAGAGCCGGCGAGAGUUGUUCCCACUUCCCCCGUAGCCCAUCCGCUUGACAGAUGGCACGUUCUGGAAAGUAGCCCAGCGAACAGACUUUUUAUUCCGCGAGGAACUAACUGUGUGGCGACAGCAGCAAACCAGCAAGCCAUCGGAUCGCCAUCCUCCUCUGCGUGCAGUACCUCUAUCUCCUACACACGAGUAGGAAGCAACCAAGAGCUCCAUCAGGGGCUGGAGCUACGGGUUAAACACAACAAAGCCAAGAGCUGUCUCUUAAACCUGCUGCCUUUUGUUUGACCGGUUAACCUUCAAGAGCAGACCCCCUUGAUGCCUUCACCUUUAGCAUUCGCCAACAGUAGCUAGCCAAUCGGGUGGCCGUCAGAGCUGUGUCUCGGUCCGUAGCGUGGAGAAUGUCCCUGAAAGCAUAUGUGUAACUUUGCCUGCCGGUCCCCAGGGAGAGCCCACAGUGGGGUCGUGUUACGGUCCCUGACAGACCUUAUGCAUCUUUCAUCCACCUCUCCCACAACAGAAGCCCCCUUUGUUAUCUAAUCCAGCACUCUCCUCUCCAGCCUGACAGACCAGCUUGAAUGCCACCGCUCGGCGUCUGCCAACCCGCUCGGACAAACGGAUAUCUCCAUAAACCUCAUCGUUGAGCAGAGGAAACCAAGCACUGUCCCGGAGUGUGUCCAGGCUACAACACGUCGGGGGUUGUUUCCCGGCCAACGAUUCUAGAGAGCGAGGGAGACAGAGAGUGAGCUCAUCUUUGCAACUUUUGCUCAACUUUGCAAUUGCAAAAAAAAAAAACAGGGGAGCUGAUGGGACUGCAGUAGAGGUUGCUCAACGACUAUUGACAAUCUCACUUUGUACCACAACAAAUCCUCUCCAGACCUCCGUUGGACCGCUUUUCUCGCUUUUUUACGACAAAGCUUUCGGCCUAGGAUCGGGGGUGGGAAACAACCAAUCCAGCAUCAUGGGUGAGAGGCUGCGGCCGCCGUCUCUCCAGGUGAGCGUGCCAAAGGACGGGCCGGAGUAUUCGGACUGGGGGAACCACUUGGCGUCGGACUGUUCGGUGAAGUCCUGCUCGUCCACGCCAACGCUGCGGCGCAAGCGCUUCAAGAUGCGGCGCAUGAGGAAUGUGCCCAGCGAGCGGGAGAACGCCCGCCCGCCUGUGCGCUCGCGCUCGGGCUCCAAGGAGUACCUGCAGCUGCCCUCCAUCGAGAUCACCCCGUCCAGCGACGAGGACGCGCUCUCCACCUGGUCCAACUGCUCCACGCCGAGCGCCUCGCCACGACGCAAGCGCUUCCUGUUGAGGAAGUGGCUGAAGGUCAGGGAGAAAAAGGAGCAAGGCAGUGAGAGCAGCAGCCAGCCGAGCAGCCAGCAGAGCAGCCAGCAGAGCAGCCAUGAGGAUGACUCCAAUCGCUUCCUGACCCCCUUAAUCCGAGUGGAGAGGUCUGACAGUGCAGCCGACAAGAUCGGCACUGCCAGUAACUCUAACCGGAGCACGCCCGCCUGCUCGCCAGUCCUGCGAAAGCGGUCGAGGUCGCCCACGCCACAGAGCCCGGAGGGUGAGAACAUGGUGGAGAAAGGUUCGGACCACUCCUCCGACAAAUCCCCCUCCACCCCCGAGCAGGUGGUGCAGAGGACCUACUCGCUGCAGUCUGCACGCAGCGGCGGCAAAAACUCCAAGUCUCACAAGCGACUUUCCAAAUAUGACAGACUUAACCUGAUUAAAAAGAGCCAAAGCUGGUAUAAUCAUGAAAGACAACACAUCCUCAGAGUCCUCAGUCCAACGUACAAGCAGCGCAAUGAGGACUUCAGGAAGCUCUUCAAACAGCUGCCUGACACGGAGAGACUCAUCGUGGACUACUCGUGUGCCCUGCAGCGGGACAUCCUUCUGCAGGGACGCCUCUACCUCUCAGAGAACUGGAUCUGUUUCUAUAGCAACAUCUUCCGCUGGGAAACGCUGCUGACGGUGCGGCUAAAGGACAUCUGUUCUAUGACCAAGGAGAAGACAGCACGCCUCAUUCCCAAUGCAAUCCAGCUCUGCACAGACACUGACAAGCACUUUUUCACCUCAUUUGGAGCAAGGGACCGGACCUACAUGAUGAUGUUCAGACUAUGGCAGAAUGCCCUGCUGGACAAGUGCUACGGCAACGAGUUGGGCCUGACCAGUGACGACGAAGACUAUGUCCCCCCGGACGAUGACUUCAACACCAUGGGGUUCUGCGAGGAGAUCCCCAACGAGGAGUCGGAGCUCAACAACGACAACUCCUCCAAGAGCAGUGCGGACGCCAGGCCGGACGCCAGCCCCCUGCCCCCGCACAGGAAGCUGCUCCCCAACAGCAGCCUGCUGUCCGGCACCAACGACCCCGGCCUCACGUUUGACCUGCCGGGAGACGAGUUUGCAGACUGCCUGCCUGAGGGGGAGCUCCUGGGGCUGCCGCUGGCGGCGGACAUGAGGGUGGGCCUGGAGGGGGGCCUGCCGGCGGGCCCCGCCCCCUCGCCCUCGCUGGACUUCAACGACAACGACAUCCCCACCGAGCUCAGCGACUCCUCGGAGACGCACGACGAAGGUGAGGUGCAGGCCUUCCACGAGGACCUGCACGGCAGACAGUACAUCAACGAGGUGUACAAGUUCAGCGUGGACAAGCUGUACCACAUCCUGUUCACCGAGUCCCAGUUCAUGAGCGACUUCAUGGAGCAACGCCGCUUCUCCGAGGUGGUGUACCAUCCGUGGAAGAAGGACGAGGCGGGGAACCAGACCCGGGACAUCAUGUACACCAUCUCUCUGUCCAACCCUCUGGCUCCCAAGACGGCCACUGUCACGGAGACGCAGACUCUGUAUAAGGCCAGCCAGGAGAGCGAGUGUUACAUCAUCGACGCGGAAGUCAUCACGCACGACGUGCCCUACCAUGACUACUUCUACACCCUCAACCGCUACAUGAUCACCAGGGUGGCCAAGAACAAGUGCCGGCUGAGGGUGUCGACAGAGCUGUGCUACAGGAAGCAGCCGUGGGGGCUGGUGAAGGGUUUCAUUGAGAAGAACUUCUGGAGCGGCUUGGACGAGAAUUUCCGCCAUCUUGAGAUGAGGCUGUCCAAGGCGGAGGAGGAGCUGCUCAGCGAGUCCCUCCGGCCCUCGCCCAAGGCCAAGGUGGGGAAGGGCGCGGCGGCACGGCGCCGGCAGCGGCCGCUGGUCCACCUGCUGGGCCUGGAUGAGGCGCUCGGCCCCGUGACCACGCCCGCCGCCGCCGACGUCCUCCACCGCAUCAAGCAGGUGGCGGGCUCCACCCAGACGCGGCGCCAGAGCCCCCAGCACCACCACCUCCCCCACCUGCCCCACCUGCUGCCCAGCGGGCUGGCCCUCUACAGCGUCUCCAAGCUGCUGGUCGUUAUCAGCUUUGUCUUGGUUCUGCUGGUGCUUCUCAAUGCCAUGCUGUUCUACAAGCUGUGGAGGCUGGAGUACUCGGCCCAGUCACUGCCCACCUGGCAGGGCCUGCGACUCCAUGAAAGUAAACUGCCUCAGACCCAGGUGGAGUGGGCACAGCUCCUGGAGUCCCAGCAGCACUUCCACGAUGCUGAGCUGCAGAAGUGGAGAGAGAUCAUCAAGUCUUCGAUGGUGCUACUUGACCAGAUGAAGGACUCUCUACUGAACCUGCAGCGAGGCAUCGGGUUAAGGGACUACAGCUCGGAGGCGGAGGAGAAGCGUAGUCGAUACCACUGACGCGCCGCCCCCCUCCCGGCCCCGCCCCCCUCUUGCCCCCCUCGCUAGGCCCCGAGGGCAUGGGUUACCCUGACCCGAUAUAGGACCGGUUCUGUCGGUGGACCAGCACACAGGCCGCGGCAACGGGACAGACAUGGGAAAGGGCGGGACCAGAGGCCGGCCAGGGGUUCCAAUCAGAGACCACCCAGUGGGAGAUGGAGGCUCACAAUUGAGAGCCACUCCCCUCCCCCUCCUACAGGUCAGAGUUCACAGUCCCCCCCCAUCCCCAACGCAGGCAUGUACGGCACAAAGUGGUCUCUCCCCCCCUCCCCAUCAGCACUGCGGCAUUGUGGGAAGGCGCCGGGUUCGGCUGUACACCCGUGACAACACAGUUGUGACGCCUACUUCCUGCUCUGCUCUUCUACUUUUUGUGUGCGUGCGUUGUCGUGGUUUUCUUUUCAUUAAAGAACAUACUGCUGGAAGCCAAUGGCUAUGGGAAAAGAGAGAGAGUGAGAGGGAGAGAGAAGGAAAACUGCUGCAUGCCUAUUGAGCUUUACUUGGCUCCUCCCUCGAUUGAGUGUUACCAUGGCUCAGGGCUAACACAAUAUAAAAUGAGAAGAGCAGAACAAGAGCAGAGCCAGUCAAGGAGAUGAUGGGUCCUUUCAAAAGUAUUAUGGGCUUUCUACAAUCUUUAGACUGUUCCAAACCAAUUCUACCCCUAGAGGUUCUCGCUGCAGUGUCCCUUUUAUUUUAGGGUUUGUUUGUUUUUGUUGGGGGUUUAUUUUUUUCCUUUCAACUCCAGGCCAGUAGAGUGUGCUGCAGAGCCAGGUUUAUUGUCAGAGGGACAGAAAGAUGUACGUUUUAGUAUUGUAGAAGGUAUCUCAGUUCCGCUUAUCAAUCCCUACUGCCUUGUUUGAGCCUGGGCCCCGUACGGUCUAUAUUAAGGGCUGGUUCCCUGUAUAGCCGGGGCCGAGGUGGUUGUGUUCAAAUAUUUAUACUGAGAUCCUUUUAGGUUACACUUUUAGACUGAAUGUAUUGGCUGCAGAGACGCUUUAUCGGUUUGCAUUGUUUUAUCGUUUUAGUUAGUUUCACAAUCCAAAACAAACCACAGGAACGCUCCUGUUUAGUUGCUGAACGGAUCACUAAACAGGAACUAGGAUUUUUUUACAUUUUAUUUUAUAAACAAUUCAUACAGAUAUCUUUUCACAAUCAUGUUCUUAGGUCCUAGGUUAUUUUCUAAUAUUUUGACUGAAUCCUGACGUCAGGCCGAGUUGCAUUUCUAUGAUCUACGCCCGCGUUAGCAGAGCGCCAGCGCCAGACCAAGUGGCUUGAGAUUGCACGCUUGUCUCCGCCGCACCCCUCUUCCCAGAGAAGAGGUUGUAUGCGGACGGCAACAUCGGAAUUCAUCUUGUUAUUAGAUUGGCUGAAAGGGAUAUUACAGCCGGUCAAGCUGGGGAGGGGACCUGUGUUUUAUUACUAAACUGUGAUUAUAUCUCUAUAAUAUGUUGUAAAUUAGAAAGAAUUCUAUGGAUAUAUUUGAAAUAUAUACCUAUAUUUCAUUAUUUAAUAUAUUUCCAAAUAUAUAAACAUGACUUAUAUUUAUUGUUAAUUUAUGUAUAUAGGAAAGCUAUCAAGAGUUCUAGACCAGUUAAAGAAUUUCUAACAUUAAAGUGGUCUCUUUUGAGGUGCAUGCCAGAUAUGUCUGUGACAUGUCUAGUGUGCACGUUUGUCUGUGUAUUUGCUUGAGCGUGCGUGUGUGUCUACCUGUGUGUCUACUUGUGUGUUUGUGUGUGUGCGCGUGUGCGUGUCUAUGUGUGUGUGUGUGUGUGUGUGUGUGUGUUAUAUGUAACAUUUGUAUCAUUCCACACUGGUAUGUCUCUGGAUAAUUCAUUACUGGCACGUGUAGCCAAAUUGCCUUUGGAUGCAGCCUUGCAGUAGCCCUGACCAGGCUAUGGUUUACAGUCAAAGAGUUUUGUUCCAAAAUGGAGAUGUCCUCUAUAUAUCGAAGGGCGCAUCGGAGCAGGCAACUACUGUCGAAACAUUGCUGAUUGCAAAAGAAAGGAAAAAUCACUAUUUGUAAUCGUGCUUUAUGCUUAUAUAAACCUUUAAAAUCAAUAUACCUUCAGGUACUUCUUUUGCUUUUAGCACUAAAAAUGGCUACGCUGCAUUUUGGAAAUAAACUCUUCAAUCAGCCCCUACGGGUCACUUCCUGUCCACACCAGUACCAUUUUGGGGCAUUUUCCAAUGAAAAAGCUCACUAACUACAUGAGUGAUAAUAUUCUUUCUUAGCCGCUUUAAAAACGGUCUGUCUUGGAUGGAUGGACGGAUGCGACGAGAGCAUGAGAUGGAAUGUAACCACAUAGAAUAUGUACUCUUCACAAAAUGUCAUUCAAUUCAAUUGUCUAUGGUGUAUGAGGAGCAUGGGAAAGGGGUUUGGGCAAUACCCCAAGGGAAGCUAUUUCAGCCCAAGAAGUCUCUCAGCCAAGGAGGAGUUCCAACCUUCUGAAACCUUCCUGGUAUUACAAAAUAACUAAAAAGAAACGCACUUUAUGGAUAGUCCAAAAGUAAAAAUGAAAGAGAGUUGGGAGUGUAUAUAGAUUAGAGAUGAAUGCAGUGCUAGGGAGCUCAGCCCCAAUGUAUCAUCAUAGAUAAUACCACAAACGUACACAAUCAAAAGUCUGAAUCAUUUGCUUUUGGCUGUUCAAUUCUUAGUUGUUUUAAUUAUUUGCCCAUGUUCUAAUAUUGUAAUAACUAUAUUCUUAAAAUUCAGUUUUAUUCUUCCAAAAAUAGAUUGGUUUCACAAAGUUACUUGUGAACUGCCUGAUAAUAUUGAACAGGUCCAAAUGACACCCUUUGGGAUAUCAACCUGGGUCGCGGUGGGAGGGGGAGGAGGCAGGAGGAGAGCCUGAGUUAAUGACACCAUUGUUGUAUAGUGCCUGCCACAGUCAUGUUACUGAAUGAAUGAAUGAAACCAGUGAACGCAUGCUUCAGGGCUGAACCCCUUUGGUGGGCUUCUGUUUUAAAUUGUAUUUUAACACGGCAGUUACAAUCUGUGAAUGACGCUGAUCUACGAACAAGAGAGUACAGAAAUAUAGAAAUCCCCUUCACAAACAUGCUUGAAGGCAUGUUUCAUUAUUUUAUAAAUAUAAAUAUAAAUAUAUAUAUAUAUAUAUAUAUAUAUAUAUAUAUAUAUAUAUAUAUAUAUAUAUAGUAAAAUUGAAAUGCUUUGCCAGUUUGUUUCACAGUGUAAGAACAUAUAUUUUUUCAAUUGCUUGAUCGGUCACUCUAAGAAGCUAAAGAACCAUUCCCUUUAGAUAAAAUGUGGUUGUCCACAGUUGGAUAAUAAGUAUAAUACUUUCUGUCCUUCAGGGUUUUAAAAUGGGUUGGUUUAAUUUAUUUCGCCAGCUGGGUUCUAUUUUCUAGACCAUGCUGUCAAACCAUCGAUUGAAGUACUGAUAUGACAUAAAGUAUUACAUUAAGACUGUGACAUGUGUGCUGAAAAUGCUGCUGUAUAUGUACAAACAACCAGCCAAUCGGAAUAAAGCAAGAAUAUUGUAUCCAUGACUCUAUUACAUGUGACCUAGUAGGAAAGACACAUGGUAUAUCUUCAUGCGCGGGGAGAUGGAUUUUUGCAUUCUAAUAAAUGUCCCUUAGCUUGCUAUGUUCCUCAUUGUAAAUUGCACAUUGGAUAAUCCCAGAUGUAAAUUUAUGAUUUCAUGAAAUGUGUAUUUUUUUUCUUUUUUCUUUGGCUCUGUUAUUCCCUAUCUCUUACUUUCUGCUGAGUAGUGUCACACACAAUGGUAAGAGAGCUCUGAAGGGACCACCACAGUGGUGCAUCCAAGACAACCCAUUCCGAUACCAGUGCCAUGGUUUCAUGGCUGGCCCUUCCACAACUUGUACGCACCACUGAAACUAAAUUGGGGAAUUUCAAAGAUAACCGCUGAAAUUGUCACUCACAUACAACACAGCUCCGGCAACCUUUGGUUUGCCAACACGAUAACAAAGACACACCUACCUUUAGGAACAUUACCAACCAAUCCUGGCAAACUGCAAAUGCUGUUUCUCUCAGCGGGUUUCAACAACAAAAGGUGUCGUUGAGCUGGAUAAAUAAUUCUUUGUUUGUUUGUUUAUUUGUUUCUUUAGAGUCUGUUUGGAUGUCUAGAGAGAACUGUAGUGACUUUAUACAUGAUGUGUAUACUAUGUUGUGUAUAUCUGCGGUGUACACUCCACACACUGACAAAAAGUACCCAAUCCGCGCUGUGCGCAGGUUCUGACUCACCGAUGACUUUGCCUACUAGGGACUAUGAUGGAGGUGGCUUUCUCAUUCAUGUGGAGUAAGGGCGGGACACGGGAAUUAAAGAAUAUAUAUAUAUAUUGAAAAUGAUCUGUGUGUCAGGUGAUUCUGUGUCCUAACAUACAGAGUGUGUGUGUGUGAUCGGUCAACGCUGUCAACAGGACUGGUAUUCUAAGUAUUGAGCAUAAUCUGUUGAAGGAUUGAACCAUUGUGUUAAUAAUUAAUCAUAUUGGUAUAAACAUUUUGGAUAGUGUUACCCCACUGCCAAACUUGGACUCAAACAACAAAACUUCUGUCACAGUUCUCCUCAUCUCUGCUGAAAAUGUGUAGAUCUUUUUGUAUGAAAACUAGCUAGGGAGGGAAUGGUUUGUGGAAGAGGUUACAACUCAAUAGGACAACCAGAUACAAAAUCCCAUAUUAAUUUUCGGCUGCACUUUUUCCAACUAAAACGGAUAUCAAAGGAUCAUAAAGUAUGCAUGUCCAACACAAGAAACUUGUAACCUGGGGACAUGGGACCCCACUCAAAGCAUGAGAAACUAGGAAAAGAACAGGCAAGAACUUUGUGCGAGCUUGUGUGUAGGUUUAUGUUAAUAAUACAGGACUUAAAAACGAAACAGAAAACGAACAUGGCCUCACAAUCGCAAAGGCCUCUGAAAUAAAUUGAACAUUGUCACGUAGAGCCUCUAGGAAUUAGAGAAAAGGAAAAACAUGUUAUGCCUGUUAAUAGUUAAGUCAAUCAGGAGUUUCAGUUUCUGGAGGUCUGGCCUCCUCCAGCUGCUCCUCUAACAAUGCCUCAUACUGUAUUUCAGUAUGUUAUUAUUGUAGAGCGAUGUGAAGGACAGUACUAGUUCCCAUGUGAGCAGCUUGAGCAGCUUUGAUAGCUGAGUCAGCAGCAGGGAAAAGACAACUCUGAAGGAGGAGCCAGACACCAGCACCUGCCAGGGUGCAGUCGAGGCGUGGGUGGGGUCUCCGGCAGGCCUCGGAGGAGGAUGUAUGGAUGGAGGGUACGGUGAGUCUCCAAGACCUUUCUAACCUGCACUUCAUGGUCUCUCAGAAAACACAAUAGAUGGUCUCUCAAAAAGGCCACAAAGAACAGGUAAACCCUGCAAUUAUUGCAUCCGAAUUACAUCACUGAUCAUUGUGUUGUGACAUCAUAAAAGAGCAACUGGUGGGAGUUUGCUGAUUGUGGUAAGUUAAAGAGCAAGUGAUGGUAUGUUCAAAUGCAACCCAAAGUCUGUGCUGGAUAGAUGAGCCACGUUUACUUCAGUCCAAUGGGCAGGCUGGCAGACUGAUCUAUCCAGCACACAUCUAGAUGGACACGCCAACUUGUGAUGUCAUAAGGGGCAGAUUUUCGAAACGGCUUCUAAGGUAAUUACAUUACUUCCAUCCAAUUAGCUUCCCUUUUUCAUUCAUUGCAAAAAAAAUUUGAAAGUUAAACCCGCUAUUAGCAAUGAACUAUUAUGAGAUUUCAAGCGGUUAAUUGGAAUUUCUAUGCAUAAAUGCAUACACAUAACAUUGUUCCCGAAUCACGAAUGUAUUGAUUACAAAUCUUCCUAUUUGUAUGAUGUGGUAAAACUGAUUUCCAAUAAUCAUU